This is a messenger RNA of Pseudopodoces humilis (Tibetan ground-tit), 3158 nucleotides long. The record is from RefSeq and is a predicted model, not a curated record. NCBI's taxonomy places the organism in Eukaryota, Metazoa, Chordata, Aves, Passeriformes, Paridae.
UUCUCCAUUUUUCGGGUUCCGGAGGAGCCGCGAUGGCGCCGGGGCCGCUCCUGGUGCUGCUGCUGGGGACAGCGCUGAGCUCCUGCGGGUUGGACCUGGAGACCCCGACGCUGUUCCGCGGCGACCCCGGGGCCGCUUUCGGCGCCAGCGUGGCCCAGUUCGGCACCGGCGACGACGGAUGGCUCCUGGUCGGGGCCCCCCUGGAGCGCGGCGACUCCGACACCGGCGCCGUUUACGGCUGCGGCUUCCGCUCCGGAACCUGCCGGAAACUUCCGCUCACCGGACCACCCGGAGCGGUCAAUUCCUCGCUGGGGUUGGCGUUGGCGGCCGGAGACGACGCGGCGUUGGUGUGCGGCCCCACCUCCCCCCAGGUGUGCGGGGUCAAUGUCCACCUCAACGGCUUCUGCGUCCAGCUGGACUCCGCCCUGCGGCCGGUCCGGAGCCUUCCGGAGAAAUUCCCAGAGUGUCCGAAGCCCUCGCUGGACAUCGCCUUCCUGGUGGACGGCUCGGGCAGCAUCGCCCCCAGCGACUUCGAGACCAUGAAGACCUUCAUCGCCGAGGUCAUGCGGCGCUUCCGCCACGCCGACGCCCAGUUCUCCCUCACGCAGUUCUCGGACAAGAUCCAGACCCACUUUGACUUCUGGGCCUUCCGGAACUUUCCGGACCCCGCGCAGCUCCUCUGGAACGUCCGGCAGCUCCGCGGCUCCACCCACACGGCCACGGCCAUCCGGACAGUGCUGCAGGAGAUGUUCGUGGCCGGCCGCGGCGCUCGGGCCGGCGCCCGGCGGAUCCUGGUGGUGGUGACCGAUGGUCAGAAGUUCGGGGACAGCCUGGAGUACUCGGACGUCAUCCCGCUGGCCAAAGCCAUGGCGGUCACUCGCUACGCCAUCGGGGUGGGCAGGGCGUUCCAGUCCUCCCAGGCCCGUCAGGAGCUCCAGGCCGUGGCCUCAAGCCCCGCCCACGUUUUCCGCGUCGACACCUUCGGGGCCCUGGAGGGGAUCCAGAGCGAGCUCCAGGAGAAGAUCUUCGCCAUCGAGGGUACGCACUCCGCCCUCAGCAGCUCCUUCCAGCUGGAGAUGGCCCAGGAGGGAUUCAGCGCCGCCCUGACCCCUGCCGGUCCAGCCCUGGGAGCCGUCGGCGCCUUCGAUUGGUCCGGAGGGGUUUUGGUCCACGGCGGGGGAGGGGCGGCCACCUUCCUCAACGGCUCCGGGCCACACCUGGGCACACCUGGGGGACACCUGGGCACACCUGGGGGACACCUGGGCACACCUGGAGCACACCUGGACGGCGCGGGGGACAUGAGGGACGCUUACCUGGGGUACUCGGCCGUGGCCGUGCGUUGGGGUCACACCUGGGGCCUGGCCCUGGGUGCGCCCAGGUGGGGUCACCUGGGCAGGGUCAUCGUCCUCCGCUCCGGCCACAGCUGGACACUGCAGGCCCAGGCCACCGGCCGGCAGGUGGGCUCCUAUUUCGGGGCGUCGCUCCUGGCCCUGGAGCCCGGCCCAGGUGAGCCCGGCCCAGGUGAGCCCCGCCCAGGUGAGCCCGGCCCAGGUAAGCCCCGCCCAGGUGAGCCCGGCCCAGGUGAGCCCGGCCCAGGUGAGCCCCUGCGGAUCCUGGUGGGGGCGCCCCUGUUCUACGGGGGGGGCAGCGGCGGCCGAGUGGAGCUGUGCGAGCUGCAGGGCUCUCACCUGCGCUGUCACCUGUCCCUGCGGGGCUCACCUGGGCAGCCCCUGGGCCGUUUCGGGGCCAGCCUGGCUCACCUGGGCGACCUGGACGGGGACAGGUGGCCCGAGGUGGCCGUGGGGGCUCCCCUGGAGGACGACGGGAGCGGCGCCGUUUACCUGUUCAGGGGCACACCUGGAGGGGUCAGCGCGGAGGGCGGACAGCGCAUUCCGGGCUCCAGGUUCCCGUCCCAGCCCAAAUUUUUCGGCCAAUCCCUGAGCGGCGGCCGCGACCUGAGCGGGGAUCACCUGCCCGACCUGGCCGUGGGGGCGUGGGGACAGGUGCUGCUGCUCAGGUCCCCGCCCCUGCUCCAGGUGCGUCUCUCGCUCACCUUCGAGCCCCAGGUGAUUCCUGCGGCCGUUUCCGAGUGUCCCGAGGGGGGGGAGGAGCCUCGGGCUCACCUGGCGCGGGCGCGGCUCUGCUUCACCUGCGCCAAACGCAGCCGCGACACCUUCGGUUCCGAGCUCUCUCUCUCUCUCCGCUUCCGGGCCGAGCUCGAUCCCGGGAGGCUCCGGAGCCGCGGAAUCUUCGCUUCCGGAACCUUCCAGAACGGGAGCCUCCGGAUGGGGGAGGGGCGGAGCUGCCGCAGCCUCGAGAUCUUCUCCAAGGGCUGCCCCCAGGACACGCUGACCCCUCUGACCCUUCGGGUGACCCUCAGCGGUCUCGGGGAGCCUCUGGAAGCGGCCGGAGGGCUCCGGCCACAGCUCGGACCCGACUCGGACACGGCCGUGACGGCCUCGCUCCCGUUCGAGCACGACUGCGGCCCCGAUAAUUCCUGCCAGGACGAGCUCCACGUCGGCCUCAAAUUGGAGGGGCCGGGGGUGCUGGUGGUGGGGGAUGGGGACGCUCUGGGGGUGACGGUGACGGUGACGAACCGGGGCGAGAGCUCCUUCGGGCCGGCGGUGGCGCUGGGACACCCCGAGGGGCUGAGCUACAGGAAGGUGGAGGUGAUACAGGCCCCCCGUCGCUCCGUCUCCGUUCGCUGUCACUCGGAGGCUCCGGAGGGGCGGGGCCGGCUCACGCUGUGCCAGGUGCAGCCACCUGUGCUGCGCGCCGGCGCCCAGGUGCUUUUCAGGGUCACUCUGGACGUUCCCCCCCAGGUGGAGCUCGGGGACAGCCUGGAGGUGACGGCCGAGGUCACCAGCUCCAAUCCAGGUGUGCCGGGCUCAGGUGGGCGGAGCCAACGCGCGACGAUCCCGGUCAGGUACCAGGUGUUCCUCGUGCUGGCCAGCUCCCCGGACUCCACCCGUUACCUGAACGUCACUUCCGGCUCCGCCCCUCCCCCCCCCGCCCCCGUCACCCACCGCUACCAGGUGAAGGUGCUGGGGGGGCGGGGCCUGGAGGUCAACGUCACCUUCUGGGUCCCCACACACCUGGGCCAGGUGAGGCUGUGGGAGGAGCUGGAGGUCACACCUGAGCAGGUGUUCCUCACCUGA